AUAGGGGAUCAGGAGCAGACGGUAAUUACUAUCCCUGAAGCUUUGGGCUGUCUUGAGACUCAUGGGCAGCGACGUGUUUUGGACACCGUCUCUCAGCUUCGAAAGUGCGGCUUAGAUAGUGUCUUAUCACUGCCGCAACUGGUUGUCUGUGGUGAUCAGUCGGCAGGGAAGAGUUCAGUACUAGAGGCAUUAACUGAGAUACCCUUUCCACGCAAAGACAACUUGUGUACAAGGUAUUCAACCGAGAAGAUAUUGUGCCAUGGAACAUCAGAUUCGCUUCAGAUUAAAAUGAUACCGGACCCCGAACGCUCCGCUGAAGAGCAAAGGUCUAUCAAAGCCUUCAGGGAGACUAUAACAAGCUUCGAUAAACUACCUCAACUAAUGACAAAAGCAACGGAGCUUAUGGGUAUUGGUGGAGUAUACGAUCAUGAGAGCAGCAAUGAUGGUAAUCAUCGUCGAGCGUUUGCACGUGAUGUGCUCAGUGUCGAGAUAGAGGGGCCAAACCGACCACAGCUCACAGUUGUUGAUUUACCCGGUAUCGUACAGUCGCAAACGAAAGACACCACUCAGGCAGACGUCGACAUGACGGUUAAAAUAAUAGAGUCCUACAUAUCUCAACCACGAACUAUCUGUCUGGCUGUCAUCUCAGCAACAAACGACCAUGCGAAUCAACCAAUUCUAAACAAAGUUCGUCAAUUCGAUCCCACAGGUGAACGUACACUGGGUAUCAUCACAAAACCCGAUCGUUUGCCACAUAGUUCGGAUUCGGAGACCCAAUUUUUGGGAUGGCACAUAUUAAAAAUCCGGAGUUUCGAAGAAGCUGAAUUCUCUAUUGAUGAGCGAAACAGCUCCGAAUCGGCUUAUUUUCGGAAGUCAAUUUUCGAAACCCUUCCUCCUGAUUAUGUCGGAAUCAAGAGCCUCGUCGACCGUCUCAGCAGAUUGUUGUUUUCUCAUGUGCAGCAAGCACUUCCUAGGCUUCAGGAAGAGUUAGAUAAAGCUUUGGAAAAUAAUAGAAAAGAGAUUUCUGUCAUGGGAGAGGCGAGAACAAGUCCAGAGGACUGCAAAAUAUUUCUGACCCGAUUGGGGUUGAGUUUCUAUGAGAUAUGCUUAGUAUCUAGCGCUUGUAUAAGCAUGUAG
Aspergillus aculeatus ATCC 16872 is the source of this 1137-nucleotide messenger RNA. RefSeq names its product dynamin family protein. The record is from RefSeq and is a predicted model, not a curated record. Gene Ontology annotation, molecular function: GTPase activity; GTP binding; microtubule binding. NCBI's taxonomy places the organism in Eukaryota, Fungi, Ascomycota, Eurotiomycetes, Eurotiales, Aspergillaceae. Gene Ontology annotation, cellular component: membrane; cytoplasm; microtubule. The transcript has a single exon. The annotation marks the transcript as partial.